Molecule: messenger RNA, 474 nt
Organism: Talaromyces amestolkiae
Lineage: Eukaryota; Fungi; Ascomycota; Eurotiomycetes; Eurotiales; Trichocomaceae
Exons: 3
Coding region: 1-474 (157 amino acids)
Source: RefSeq, a predicted model, not a curated record
AUGUCAACCAAUAGACUUCGCGCCCUAUCGAUGUUGGACCUUGACGCAGAAAGGGAACAAAUGAUUACGCAGCUCGCUCUGCAUCUCGCCGAAAUCCUGAAACAGUUAAUGAUGCUGGACUCCAACAGCCGGCAGAAGACGAUAGCUGAGACACGGCAAUGGCUACCUCCAAACAUUAACGCCACUUAUAAGGAAGGCAAUCUGUACGUUGCCGUGAUUCCACACCGCUCCUACGAGAAUCCAAUGGCUCUACCAAGUAUACUUCAGGAAGAUGACUUGGAAACACCUUAUCCUCCCUCCCUGGAGUUCUCCGAAGAGCCCGAUACGCCAGAUGAUUGUCCAGGUACACCUACUGACUUCGAAAGCUACGUCGAAGCCAUGUCUACCUAUACACAAGAAGACAUUUGGAACAGCUUUGAUGUAGUGGACUGGCCGAGUUGGAUGGAUAAUGAUGUUUUUUCAAGAUACGAUUAG